AUGGCUCCAAGAUAUUGUCAUCUAAUACAGACGUUUUCUCUGUUGUUCAACCUGAUUUCGUUCACUCAUUCGGAGGUCUUCUUAGCAUUAGCUCAUAUGAAAUAUUUGGUUCAAAUGGAGAUAAUUUUGGGAGGCCAUUUGCAACAGUAUCUGCACUAUAAUCCCUCCGCGCCGUCUGAUUUAAAGCGGCUGGCAAAAGACGUUCGGACAUACGUGAAAGAUGUACAAGAUGCCGACAUGGAAGUUUUUAUUGGCCAUCCAGUGAACUCGUAUUUACUUAUAUGGCGGUUUUUAAGGGAGUGGAGUAAUGUUGGCAACAAAUUAGAUGUGACUAAUCCCACUGGAAAAGGUAACUUCUUCAAAUUUCUUAAAACUUUGAAUUGAGGAACGCCCUAACUUACUUGCAUACAACUAUUUGGAUUAAAUUGGCUUAUCAGUCAAAAAUUAGUCCCUGACGUUCUCGUUCUUUUUUCACGCAAUGACGUUAUUUAAAAUCUGAUUUAAAUUGAAUUCGUCCAUCGGCGAGAAACCAAUUAACAGCUGAUUACUAUUAAUGCCUAGCUUCAAAAUUUUACUUUUGAUAAAAAUAAUCUUUAAAAAUGCCGAAAUUUAGAAAUUUAAAUUAAUAAGGAAAAAAACUAAAGAUUACCUCUAAAUAUAAAUGCCAAAAUUUUUGCUUGUUUGUAACCAUGUGAGACCAUUCAAGUGAUUGUUUAGGAAAUGAACAUUGUAAUAGACACGUGCAUUGUUGCAAAGCACUUGCUGGUACCUGCGUCAUAUAGCUAAAAGAAGACCUAAUCGAAUUUAAAGCGAACAUGACAGAAUGUUAAAAAGAAAGCACUGAUUCGAUAAUAACGAUAAUAACUAUAAUUGAAGUAAAUAGAAUUCAUUAUUCCCAGUGGUUUCACUUCUUCUGUUAGGCUUUUCAUCUCUAUCAGAACUGUUUUCUAGUUCUACGAUAGCAAUAAAGACGAGCUUAGGAAUCCCUCUCAAUUUUAUUCUUUCGGGAAUGUUACACGCACCUCGAAAGAUGUACAUAUAUGCUUCCAUGGAGAACGAGUCGGACACUGCCGAUGGUAAAAGUUGAUACAGAUUUCAGAUCACAGGGUUGUUACUAAGUUACAAAAAUUUCUUUUAGGGGAUUAGAAGUCAUGUUUUGUAUUAUUAAAUGUAUUACAUACGCAUCUAUAAUCCUUUAUUUCACAUGAAAUUCACUCUCUUCAAGAACUUCGUGAAAUCAUCGAUGAAUACAACUCGUCAUUUCCCGAUUUAAAGGACUUACAAGGUUGCGCCUUAGCAAUUUUGCGGCUUCAAGACGUCUACCACAUCAGCGCCGAGAAAAUUGCAGACGGCAGAUUAUCUGACAAAGUUCUGAGCCCCAGGAUGAGAACAGCUCAUUGCUUGGAGCUAGGUCACAUCAAUCAUCAUUGGAAAAAUUACGAGCAGGCGUAUGGAUGGUUUAUGGAAGCCUGGAAACGAAUGAGCUCACUAGACAAAAGCAGCGGAAUUCAAAACAGGGACGUGCUUCAGUAUUUGAUUUGGGCGGAGUAUAAGGUAAGUACAGCCUAGUUCAGUUCCGAGCCUUCCCUCUAAUCUUGUUGCCUGAGAGGAGGCUCGGAUAAGGUAUCAGUCCAUCCUCAUUCUACUCGAGGUUGUUGUGAUACUGUUCAAUUUUCUUUCAAUGCCAGUUUUUGGAAAUAUAUAGAAUUAGUUUUCAUGCAUUAAAUAUUUAAGAGAAAAUUUCCGUUGUGUCGAAUGUAAUCUAGAAUUGCUUGGGCUUUGCCUUGUUCCGCUUUGUGAUCGGUUCAGAAAACUCGCGCCACUUCUCCACCAAUCAGAUGCAAAAUAAAAACAAAUCACGACUUGGUCGCCCGCGUUUUCCCGCGCUUUAAACAGUUUUGUUGAUUUUACUUUGAGUUCUCAUUGGCUCUUAGAGAUAUUUUCCUUUCUUCUGAUUGGCCAUUGUUAUUACCUUUGUUUUGGUUUAACUGCUCUGGAUUCUCACGUCCUUAAAAUGUUGUUAAUCUGUUAGUUAAUCUUCACAUCUGUUAACAUUGUGUAGUGUUGAAAAAUCAAAUUACAAAUAUCUGAGGGAUAAAUUCAGUGGAGAUGGAAACAUUUUUUUCCCUUUUUUAGACAGGUAGAAUCGAAGGCGCUCUUUAUCACACUAAUCUCUUGCUCGAGGAAGGUAUGAUAUCGUUAUUAUGUCUCUUUCCAUUUGAAGAAAGCAUGCGUGAGAGAGGAAUCUCCUGUGAAAUCAUAAAAAUUAAAACAAUUGUAAUUGUGGUGUAAGUUAAUCAGGAACUGGAAAAUCCCUACGACGAAAAUUCGACAAUUUGACGAUACUUCUCCUAAUUUAUACAUAUAUAGAAAUGACCAAAACUGAGAAUUGCACUUAGCAUAAUCUUAAGUGACGCACUUGAAGAAAAAGACGCGAGUAACGAGUUUGAGUGCGUCCAUGGCCAAGGAAAGGCGUGACGAUCGAUCGAGGGAUGGCAAAAAGCGAGAAAUCCAUGGUUCCAUUUCUUUCUCUAAUUUGUAAAGAAUUUGAACCACCUGCUCCCUAUGAUACGACUGUUGAGUUUAUGCCGACUAUGCAAUUUAUCGGGCCCCCUACAACUCUCUUUAAUCUGGUUCUUCGACUUCCUCUCCCAAUACUUAAAAAUAGACUUAUUUAAGGACUACGCGUCACCUUCAAUAUAUUAUAUAUCUACAAAUACAGAUCCAAAUGAUAAAGAAGCGAAAGAGGGCAAAGCAUUCUAUGAGAGUAGACUUGAAAUGAUGCAAGAAGGAAAUUACAUUGAAGAAGAGGAGGAAAAUGACGCGGAAAAUGGCGAGGAAAAUGACGAGGAAACUGGGUCUGAAGAACCUAAGAAAGCUCCGCCAAAAGAGGAAUUUAUGUAUCAUUACGAGCGCCUGUGCAGAGGAGAGUCCAAUAAGGUGUGUGUAAGAUGAUCGCGUUGACAUCUUUAGUAGUGGUUAGUUUCGUGGAGGCAUAUUGUGCCUUGACUUCUCUUUGAAAACUACCUGGUAAUAGGCAUUUGUUACUUACUCUCUGUGGACUUAAACGCUGAUGACGUAAUUCAAUAUGAUCCCGAAAGGGUAAAUUACGGCAGCCCACGAUUGUCGCGGCAAAAGAAAUAACCUCGCGGCUAAAAAAAUAACUUCACGGCAAAAGGAAGAAGCUCACGUGAAAAAGGAAAAGACUUAGGGCAAAAAAAACCUCGCGGCAGAAGAAAAAACCUCACGGCAAAAGAGAAAAGACUCACGGCAAAAAAAUAAGCCCCUAGCCACUUCCCUCUCCAAGCGUGUUUCUAAAUCAAUGUAACAUUUCUUCAUAUGAACGACUGGUUGUUACCCCGACUUGUUUUGCUUUUGAUUCGCAGAGCCAGGCUGAGAUUGACAAGUUAACAUGCUAUUAUUACAACAGACAUCCACUAUUGGUUCUUAACCCUGCCAAAAUAGAAAUGGCCAAUUUGAGACCAAACAUAUAUCUCCUUAAUGAUAUUAUCAGAGAUGAAGAUAUGGAAUUUAUCAAGGAACGUGCAGCUCCCAGGGUUUGUGACGCAUUUGUCAAUUUAACUUUAAACAACAAGGGAUGAACAAUAAAUUGGAGAGAGAAGAAGAGAAAACGAGUGAACAGAGAAGGGGCUCUUAUUUCAGUCCUUUGAAUAUGUCAGUACUUCUUAAGCUAUUGAUAGCCUCCUCAACGGUCAGUUUUUCAAGUUGUCUACAGUUUAGUAUUUGUUAAACAAACUAAUAGACACAAAGUCAAUCUAAGACCGCCAUAUUGUAUUCUGCUCCCCUCCACACAAUCAGAAGGUCCUGGUUCUAGUUACCAGUACCACAUACAGGAUAGUUAAUUUUCCCAGAAUUAAUAUGAUGUAAAUGCUAAACCUUAUUAUGAGUUCAAAUCAUAACAGUUGACACUGCAUUUUUUUGUCAGUAGAAUAAAAAUCAGAACUGACAUAUAUAUGAUUGAUUCACAAACUUGUUCCAUUACCACUUGUAAUCUUACUAGAGUCCAAUCUGUAACUCCUCAAGAUAUAAAUGAUUAUAGAAAAGAAACCCAGAGGGUCAAUAUCAAAAAUCUAUGGUCUUAAGAAAAUCAUUAAAUAUCUAAAAAUACAUAGAUAAAAAAUGUAUGACAUGGAAAUGACCCAGGACUAGACAAGUUUAAAUAUUGACCUUCAUAAAAAGAUAAUCAAAAUCUAAACAAAAGAGCAACUAAUGUUUUUUUUUUGUUGUUAAUCUGUUUGGUUUUUUGUAUCUUUUGAAUUAGCUUCAAAGAGCUACAGUUACCAACAGAUUCACUGGAAAUCUUGAAUUUGCUGAUUACAGGAUAAGUAAGAGGUAGGGAAAAGAUGAUCUAAAUAACAAGCACCAAAAUUAUUUUCCAUCUUGAUAAAUGAAAACACAUACAAAUAAAAAUAUACAUGUAUGAAAUAAGGUUUCUGUUACAGUGCCUGGUUGGAGGAUUAUGAAGGAGAAGCCAUCAGAAGAUUGAAUAAAAAAUUGAAAGCCAUUACUGGUCUGUCAACAGCUAGGGAGCAUAGUGAAGCAUUACAGGUAGGCAUUUUAUUUUUUUCUAUAUAAUUGAAUAAAUUAAUAACAUUUUUAAAACAGAUACAGUUGAUGAAUAUUAUUUUUGUCUAUCGUACCACCCCUCUCAAAUAAAUCUCCUAUCCCUACAAGAUAAUUUGGUUUGGUCAACUAAGCUAAUAAAAUUAAAUAAUAUGACCACUCUGGUCAAUUUUCAUAAUUAACUCAGUCAAUAAAACCGAAUUGUCCUGUGAUACCCCCAACAAUGCAACACUACGGUUGAAAACUUCCUUCCCCCCGAAUUGAGUCCGAAAGUUGCCAAGAAUCUUUCAGAUCAUGUUUCAUGUUUUGAUCCCUUUUAUCUAGGUCGUUAACUACGGUAUAGCUGGUCAAUACGAACCACACUUGGAUCACGCACUGGUAAGUGCUACAAACCCGCUAAACAGUAAGUGACUUGUUAAUACUGGAGUCAGUAUGAACACUGGGACAGGCCAAACCUUUUGGGUGCAGUUAGAAGGCAUGGUUCCUAGACAAUUCUCCCACCUCCUUGUCAGCGAGAGGUCUGGGGGGAGGUUAUCUUUCGAAGCGGACCCAAUAGCGCUAAUAUCAGGUCAAAGUCUAGGUAUUGGGUCAUAGAUUACUGAGGUAAUUUUUUUUCUUCUUUUACCUUUUUCCCUUUUUAACGACAGUCAAAGAAUUCAGCCAUCUUGAGGAUGGGCAAGCGUAAUAGAAUUGCCACUGUCUUAAUAUAUGUAAGUACAUGAGUUUUUUGUUUGUUGAGUAUUGUUAAUAAACAGAGGUUGAAUUGGCUCAGUCCUUAUCUAUUAUCUGUAACCGGUCUUUAAAGUUUCUACCAUCAUCUGAAUCACUCAGAUGCCAAAUAAACAAAUAGAACAUUAUUUAAAUUUGAGACACUGAACAAAUAGAGUCAGGAGUCCAUUGUUAAUGGCUCCUGAUUCUUCAUUAAUUCCUGAGCAUUGUUCGAUAGAUGAGUGACGUGGAGGCAGGAGGUUCCACCGUCUUUUUGGAUGCAGAAACAAUUAUUCCAGCUAAAAAGGUAAAUUACACAGUCCAAACAAGUUGGUGUCAGUGACGCCUUCACUCUCGCUCGCUCUUAUCAUAAUUUUGUGUUUUCUGAGCUCUCUAAAAACAAGGCCCAAAUUUCCGGCCUUACAGUUUUUACAUAUAGAACUGGGUCUACCUUUUAGACUUCAGUAUACAGCACUUCGUGUGUUCUUAUUGCAAAAAGAGCAAAUAUUAAUCACGAUUUUAUAACUUUCUUGGGUUUUGUUUUACUGAUUUUGCUUUUUUUUUUUAUCAGGGUGCUGCAGCGUUUUGGUUCAACCUUCUCAAAUCGGGUGAAUCAGAUGCAAGAACACGGCAUGCGGGUUGUCCAGUCAUCGUAGGAUCCAAAUGGGGUAAGGAGUUUAAUCUGUUUUGUCAUGAAAAUUUUAACGCAAAUAAAUCAGAUGUAAAACUAAUAAAUGAGAAACAGUGCUCAUUUAUUUCUCUUUCAUCCUUUAGUUUCCAACAAGUGGAUUCAUGAGGACGGACAAGAAUUUCGUCGACCCUGUGGCUUAUCUCAGGAUGAAUAG
Molecule: messenger RNA, 6137 nt
Organism: Pocillopora meandrina
Lineage: Eukaryota; Metazoa; Cnidaria; Anthozoa; Scleractinia; Pocilloporidae
Source: the annotation of a GenBank genome assembly